Messenger RNA from Anolis carolinensis (green anole), 7520 nucleotides. It is a transcript of the gene fzd7, whose product is annotated as frizzled class receptor 7. The record is from RefSeq and is a predicted model, not a curated record. The transcript has a single exon. Gene Ontology annotation, cellular component: plasma membrane. NCBI's taxonomy places the organism in Eukaryota, Metazoa, Chordata, Lepidosauria, Squamata, Anolidae. The coding region runs from base 479 to 2221 and encodes 580 amino acids. Gene Ontology annotation, molecular function: Wnt receptor activity; Wnt-protein binding. Gene Ontology annotation, biological process: canonical Wnt signaling pathway; non-canonical Wnt signaling pathway.
UUUUCUCCUCUUGACGGAGGGAGGGAGGGCUCAAGGCGCAUUCCUUCGCCCGCCGACGGAGAGGCUGCUGCGGAGCCUUUUGCUGCGGAAGGGCCGACGGAGGGAGACUCGCAACACAAGCGGCCUCCAUUGGAGCCUCUGCGUUCAAAAGCGAGGAGAAGCUGCAGAGAAGUCCCGGAGGAGGAAGGGACUCUUCGGAUGGUUGCGUUGGGCUGCGGGGCUCAACUUUUUGGGGCGAGAGAAAGAGAGACAGCGAGGAGACCUACCCACUCACGCGUGGGCCGGCGUUGGAGAGGCGCCGUGCUGCUUCUCCCUCCUGGCGAGAGACCAAACAGGUUUGACUUCUUCUCCUGCAAGACUCCUCCUGCUGCCGAGUGGGCGAUGCCUUCGGGGCCUUGAGUGGGAGAAGCCGCACCACUAGCACCAGCAGCACCAUCAGCAUCUUCUUCCUCCUCCCUUGGCCUCUUCCUCGUCCCCAAUGCCCAGGGCACCAGCCAUGGGCCUGUGGGGGCUGCUGGCCUUAUCCUGGAUGAUGCCCCAUGCCAGCCGUGGGCAGCCGGCCUCCUCUUCCUCCUCGCAGGGCGAGAAGGGCAUCUCAGUGCCGGACCACGGCUUCUGCCAGCCCAUCUCCAUCCCCUUGUGCACCGACAUCGCCUACAACCAGACCAUCCUGCCCAACCUGCUGGGCCACACCAGUCAGGAGGACGCCGGCCUGGAGGUGCACCAGUUCUACCCGCUGGUCAAGGUGCAGUGCUCCCCGGAGCUGCGCUUCUUCCUCUGCUCCAUGUACGCUCCCGUCUGCACCGUCCUGGAGCAAGCCAUCCCACCCUGCCGCUCCCUCUGCGAGAGGGCCCGUCAUGGCUGUGAGGCCCUCAUGAACAAGUUCGGCUUCCAGUGGCCUGAGCGGCUGCGCUGUGAAAACUUCCCCGUCCAUGGUGCCGGGGAGAUCUGUGUGGGACAGAACACCUCCGACACGUCCUCAUCCUCCGGGGGAGAAAGGCGAGGGGCAGGCGUUGCCCCAGGGAGCCCCGCCACUGCCUCGUACCCCACUGCACACCUGCCUGGGCCUCCUGCCCACCCGCUGCCUCCCACCACCGGCCACGCCGUCUUCGAAUUCUCCUGCCCCCGGCAGCUCAAGGUGCCCCCGUACCUAGGGUACCGCUUCCUGGGUGAGCGGGACUGCGGUGCCCCCUGCGAGCCCGAUCUACCCAACGUAGGGCUCAUGUACUUCAAGCAGGCCGAGGUCCGCUUUGCCCGCCUGCUGAUAGGCAUCUGGUCAGUGCUCUGCUGCGCUUCCACACUCUUCACCGUCUUGACUUACUUGGUGGAUAUGCGGCGCUUCAGCUACCCAGAACGGCCCAUCAUCUUCCUCUCAGGAUGCUACUUCAUGGUGGCCGUGGCCUACGUUGCCGGCUUCCUGCUGGAGGACCGGGUGGUGUGCGUGGAACGCUUCUCGGAGGACGGCUUCCGGACGGUGGUGCAGGGCACCAAGAAGGAGGGCUGCACCAUCCUCUUCAUGAUCCUCUACUUCUUUGGCAUGGCCAGCUCCAUCUGGUGGGUCAUCCUCUCUCUCACCUGGUUCCUCGCGGCCGGCAUGAAGUGGGGCCACGAGGCCAUCGAAGCCAACUCCCAGUACUUCCACUUGGCCGCCUGGGCUGUGCCGGCGAUCAAGACCAUCACCAUCCUGGCCAUGGGGCAGGUGGAUGGAGACGUCCUCAGUGGGGUGUGCUAUGUGGGCCUCUACAGCGUGGACGCCCUGCGGGGCUUCGUCCUGGCCCCGCUCUUCGUUUACCUCUUCAUUGGCACUUCCUUCCUGCUGGCCGGCUUCGUUUCCCUCUUCCGCAUCCGGACCAUCAUGAAGCAUGACGGCACCAAAACCGAGAAGCUGGAGAAGCUGAUGGUACGCAUUGGGGUCUUCAGCGUCCUCUACACCGUGCCGGCCACCAUUGUGCUGGCUUGCUACUUCUACGAGCAGGCCUUCCGGGACACCUGGGAGAAGACCUGGCUCUUGCAGAACUGCAAGAGCUACGCCAUCACUUGCCCCGCCGCCAACUUUGCCCCCAUGAGCCCCGACUUCACAGUCUUCCUCAUCAAGUACCUCAUGACCAUGAUUGUGGGCAUCACCACCGGCUUCUGGAUUUGGACUGGCAAGACCCUCCAGUCUUGGCGACGCUUCUACCACAGACUCAGCACCGGGAGCAAAGGGGAGACGGCAGUAUGAGGCCCAGGCCUAUCCGCCUAUAGUUUGCUGGCCCUUUCUCACACGGCUGCUCUUCCUUCUUGUGGCGAAGGCAUUACCUGAAGGAAAGAAGGAUGGUGGCUGUGAUGUGUGUGUUUGCAUACGUGCAAAAGGCUCCGUUGUUCCUUCACACUCUGCCUUUUCUUCUUUCCAAGGGAUGGUUGGAUUUCUACGUGCGGCAAACAUUCCAACUUGGUCUCUCUCUCUCUCUCCUUCUCUCUCUCUCUCUCUCUUCAAAUGUUUACCUUGCUAGCCAAGUUGAAGAGUGCAGAAUAAGUGUCCUUCUUAAGACUUUGCUCUUCAGAACAGGUCAGUUUCUGAUCCUGGGAGAAUUUCUUUACUUUUCUCUACCUGUUUCCCCCCCUGUACCCCGACCCCUUUUAGAAAGGAAAAAGAAAGACAAAUAACUGCAAGAGCUAUUCAAAGAGAAAUGCUGGAAUUACGCAGGGGAAGAAAAGUGAAGGUUUACAAACAAAGCCUUAAAACAAAAAUUAAGUCACAUUUGUGUCUAUGGGAUGGCAAGCCGAACCUUUGGUAGCUCAUCUCCCCCUUCUUCCCAAAAUAUAAACCCAAGAGGUGCUUUGUCUCCUUCCCAGCCCUCCGUACAAAAGGCAGAGAUGUAGCAGCUGCUCCAAAAAUGUCCCAGUCAGUAGCUAUGCUGGUUGGGAGGAUUUUGGGUAUUAUAAUGGGAGUAGGUGGUAGUCACAUAUGGACUACAGUUUUCAGAACAAAAAGGCCCUGCUGCCCAGAAAACUCCAGUUAAAAUAAUUAUGAUGGCAGCUCCAACCGGUGGCCAUUGGUUUCCGGGAGUUUCAUCCAGUAAGGUAACCCUUUUCCCAAGCUCUAGGACAAUCAAGGAGUAGAUCAGAGAUAACAGUCCAAAGUCACUUGUAGGAUUGCAUUGGGGCAGCUGUGGCCAAGGUCUUUAUUGGAAAGUUAGUUGGGUGGGCAAAGAUGGUGUGAAAAGGUGUUCCAGCAUCCAAAAAGGGAGCUUUUAAGCCAGAUCUGGCAGAGUCUUAUUCAAGUUGUAGCUGAGACAUCCUUUCUUUCAAGAUGUGUCUUCUGUUGUAACCAGGCAUCGCUUGUGGACAUGAGAAUUGUGGCCAACAAUUUAGGGACCAAACAUUGCUGCUAAGGUUUGCAUAGGAUGGUUUUUCUCAACUGUUUCUUAGGGUCCUUCCACACAGCCAUAUAACCAGAAUAACAAGGCAGAAAAUCCCACAAUAUCUGCUUUGAAAUUAGUCCACACUGCCAUAUAAUCCAGUCUAAAGCAGAUAAUGUGGGAUCUUAUUCAUCUGUGUGGAAGGGGCCUGAGAGAGAGCUCUUUGCUUCCUGAGAUAGAUGCACCUCCAGCCUUGAGUCCAGUUUCUGUCUUUUGGACAAUGUUGACUCCGACAGCAGCUCUCAUUUGAACCUCCUGGCAAGUUUUCCACUACAAAUUACUAUAUGGCUCUUCCCUUUUAAUUUCACGCUGUCAUAAAUAUGCUCGGUCUCUUGAGAGCCAGAGCACUCUUUGCGCAAGAUGCUAACUGCAAAAAUCCAAUCUUGUGUCUACUGUGAAGUUGAACCCAUUGAGUCCAAUAAGUGUAUAGGAUUGCACCCUUACCUCACGAGAGUAAAGGCAUAUUUGCUGAAUUCAGUGGGGUUUAAACUUCCCCGAGUCAACGGGCGUAGGCUCAAGCUGUGUUGUUGGGGAAUGUCCUCCAUUCAUUUUACGAGGUUCUUUUCUGUUUGAAUCCCCCUUUCUGCAAAAGGCUCUUGCUGGGGCUUUGGGGAGGGGACAGGGGUGUGGGGCCGAGGAGUGCUCUGAAAAAGAAGUGACAUGUUGAUUUUCGGGAGAAUGCUUUUUACUCUCCUCUCUUUUGUCCGAGGGGACAAAAGAGAAACAAAAGUGUGUUUCUCCGUGGCAGGGCAGAAGCAUGGGAUCAGUUUUUUUUAUGGGGGAACCGUAACAAAGCAUUGGUUGAGGUUCAGCUAGGUUGCUGCUAGGCUGCAUUGGCUUUGCAUUCCUUUUAUGAAAAUGGAGGGAAAGGGAAGGGAAGUUUUGCCAAGGUCUCUUGUUUAAGUCUGAGGAAAUCUGAGACACUCCCCUCCUCCUUUUCCUUCUCUCGCUCUCUCCCUCUUAUUUGGACUGCAGUUUUAAUUCAGAACACCUGAGAAAACAGCCAGCACUGAAAUAUGUAAAGCAGGGAUACAUGAUCCCCCCCCCCCCCAAAAAAAAGAAAAGUUCUGAUCACUACUCCUCCCUCCCAAGCAAGACAUAUAUGAUUCCCUUUGGAGACUGUAUUAAGGGAAGGGAGUGGAAACUGACUAAUUUCCCCUCCACAUCUGUAGGGCUCCAGAUCGGGAUUGUUUGCAGUUCAGCUUUUAAAAUUCCAUGCGUAAUGAAUGGAUUGCCAAAGUGCUUCAAGGGGCCCUUCCACACGGCCAUAUAACCCAGAAUAUCAAGGCAGACAAUCCCACAAUGUCUGCUUUGAACUGGGUUAUCUGAGUCCACACUGCCAUAUAUCCAAGUUCAAAGCAGAUCAUGUGGAUUUUACUUAGCUGUGUGGAAGGGGCCUAAGAUUAUUCUGGUUUGGGGCUAUUAUUCCGUUGGGAGACAAGAAAACAGUUCUAACUAUGUUUGCUCAAAGGAAGUUCCUAAAGUUUAUUCUUUAGGAAAUGUGUGUAAGGUUGCAAUCUUCGCUUUGGCCCCUUCUACACUGCCAUAUAAAAUCCAGAUGAUCUGCUUUGAACUGUAUUAUAUGUCAGUGUAGACUCAUGAUCCACUUCAAAGUCGAUAAUAUGGAUUAUCUGCUUUAAUAAUUUGGAUUACAGUAGAGUCUCACUUAAUGUGUUGUCGAAGGGUUGUUGUAUGUUUUCCGGGCUAUAUGGCCAUGUUCUAGAAGUAUUCUCUCCUGAUGUUUCGCCCACAUCUCUGGCAGGCAUCCUCAGAGGUUGUGAGGUAUGGAAAAACUAAGCCAGGAAGGUUUAUAUAUAUCUGUGGGAAGAACUCUUGCCAGUGUAAAUGUUCCAGUUAAUCACCAUGGCCAUACAGCCCGGAAAACAUACAACAACCCAGAGUCUCACUUAUCCAACAUUCGCUUAUCCAACAUUCUGGAUUAUCCAACGCAUUUUUGUAGUCAAUGUUUUCAAUACAUCGUGAUAUUUUGGUGCUAAAUUCGUAAAUUCAGUAAUUACUGCAUAGCAUUACUGCGUAUUGAACUACUUUUUCUGUCAAAUUUGUUGUAUAUAACAUGAUGUUUUGGUGCUUAAUUUGUAAAAUCAUAACCUAAUUUGAUGUUUAAUAGGCUUUUCCUUAAUCUCUCCUUAUUAUCCAACAUAUUCACUUAUCCAACGUUCUGCCGGCCCAUUUAUGUUGGUUAAGUGAGACUCUACUGUAUUUGGCAGCGUAGAAGGGCUUCUGUGUGCUUGACAUAAUCUAGUGCAAAGUUGUUUAUCUGCAAAAAUUGGGCUCUUUCAACACAGCUGAGUAAAAAAUCCCACAUUAUCUGCCUUGAACUGGAAUAUAUAUGGCAAGGUGGACUCAUAUAACCCUGUUCAAAUAAGAUAUUAUGGGAUUUUCUGCCUUCAUAUUCUGGGAUAUAGGGCUGUGUGCAAGAGCCCUGAUAUACUUGGAAUAAGUUCUGCUCGGGGAUAGUUUGGAAAUAGUAUACAUAGGAUACGCUCUUGUGUUCCAUGGAAAUCAGUGGGGUGAUAUUAGUCCUAAUUUCAGGAGCAUAAUCGUGCGCCCCUUAUACACUGCCCUAUAUCCCAGGGCCCUUCCACACAGCCAUAUAACCCAGAAUAUCAAGGCAGAAAAUCCCACAAUAUCUGCUUUGAAAUGGGUUAUCUGAGUCCACACUGCCGUAUAUAUUCCAGUUCAAAGCAGAAAAUGUGGGAUUUUAUUCAGCUGUGUGGAAGGGGCCUCAGACUAUAUCUGUCAGCUCCAGCUCCCCAUGCAGGGACAUGAGAAAAACCUCUCACAAGGAUGGUAAAAACAUCAAACAUCCAGGCAUCCCCUGGGCAACGUCCUUGCAGAUGGCUAAUUCUCUCAUACCGGAGAAUUGCAGUUUCUCAAGUUGCUCCUGACACAAAAAAGAAAAAUCUGGUAGGGGAGACAUAGCCCCCUUCUGCACUACCAGACAAUCCAAAUUAUCAAAGUGAAUAAUCCACAUUGUCUGCUUUGAACUGGAUUAUAUGAGUCCCCACUGCCAUAUAAUCCAGUUCAAAGCAGAUAAUCUGGAUUUUAUUUGGCAGUGUAGAAAGGGCCUCAUAUAAUCCAAUUCAUAGCAGAUAAUCUGGGAUCAGACCUGGGAUACAAGGACAGUGUACAAGGACCCUCAGGUCCACAAUUUAACACAUCCUGGAUUCUGCUCACACAGUGCUGUGCAGUGGAGAUGUGUAUGUGUGUAUCUCCCCAGAAGAAAGACUUACUCCUGAACUAGUGUAAGAUUGCAAUCUUUAGAAGUGGUAGGUUCAAGGUAACUUCUUUGCCUCAGUCCUAAAAUAUGCACUUCUUUAAAACAUCCAACAGCAAGCAGUCCAUCUUCCACUUCCACGGCCGUUUUAUUAAAUAUACUUCUGAAAGGAAACCAAACAAAAUGUUCCACAUCACCAGAGAUAAAAUCUUCCUCGGCGAGGGGCCCCCAGUUAAAGAAAUGCAGCUUCACUUCCAAAGGGUUUCGUAUUUCUUCCUGAAAUACAAAGCGAUUCCAUUUCCCUUCCUCUUAAUAAUGUUUUAACUGCAGGGGGGGGGGGGGUUGUUGUUUUUUUUUGCUUUUGAAAAAUAUCUGUGAACGUAAGAGGUUUGGCAUAUUUUUGCCCUAAAGACGAAUUGGAGAGUUGUGGGCUAUAAUGAGUCCUGGUUUUGUUCUUCCCUUCCUCCCAAGACUAAUGAUUUCCCUUUUCUUCUUUUUUAAUGAAUGGAGAUGAAGAUUUUUUUAAAAAAAGAACAAGACACUGAGCAGCCUUUGGUAAGGGAGAAAGAGAAGCCAUCAGAUGGGAAGGGUGUGAGUGUACCAUUUUUUGGGGUGAUAGAGCGAGAAAGAUGCUCUCCACUCAUUCUGCAGUACAUAUGAUCUCCUCGUUGCCUAAGGUCUUCGUUUGUUUGGGAGCUUUUUCAAGUAUGCACAAGACAAGCUGAAAGUGCAGUGUGUAUAUUUUGUAAAUCUGACAUUUUUGUAAGAAAAUAUAUAUGUAUUUAUGUUUUUACUUACUUUUUGGUUUUGCUUUUGGAAAGUCUGUGUAAGACUCAUCUUUUAUGUACAGAACACAAAAAAUAAAUGGAUUUUUAAUACAA